Molecule: messenger RNA, 1629 nt
Organism: Cyclopterus lumpus (lumpfish)
Lineage: Eukaryota; Metazoa; Chordata; Actinopteri; Perciformes; Cyclopteridae
Gene: vash2
Product: vasohibin 2
Exons: 9
Coding region: 408-1586 (392 amino acids)
Biological process (GO): regulation of angiogenesis
Cellular component (GO): cytoplasm
Source: RefSeq, a predicted model, not a curated record
GGUCGACGCACGUACCGCUUUUAUUUUGAAGGGGGGUGCGGUAGCCCCGAUCUUUCGCUAGCUUCCGGUAGCUUGACGCAUCGAAAGGAGAAAAGAAAGAGAGAGAGAGAGAGAGAGAGAGAGAGUGUGGGGGGGUGAAGUUACAAAAAGACCAAAACAGAGACUUCGCGUCCCGGAGUGCACACAUGCCGCCCCGGGUAUGAAUGAGAGCUGACACGGGCUCCGCGGUGCGUUUACGAACAGUUGGGAUAUUUCCCUAAUAACUUGUAACUGUGGUUUGCUGUGGAGGAUCAACAUGCACUGUCCCACACUGACAAACACAAAUAAGCUCUUGUAGCUGGAGGAGCGAUCGCGCCCCCCCCCCCUCCGCCCCUAACUUCUCCUCCGGUGCCCCUUCCUGGGGAUCAAUGACCGGACCCACCUCCCCGAGCCGGACCGGGACCUCCUCGGCCAAGCUGAGCAGGCACGGCCGCUCCAAGAGCACCAGCGCACACUGCCUCCUCCGCUGCGCCGCCCGGGAGGAGUCGGCCGCCUCCUCCCCGAACAACGGCGCCCGGUCCCCCGGGGAGGAGGAGGAGAAGGACGGGGGGGUUCUCUUCUACGUGAACAGGACCGGUUUCCCCAUCGAGGGGGUCACGUGGGAGAGGAUGUGGUCCCACGUGGCGGUCGUGCACCCCGAGGGCCAGGAGAUGGCGGACAGGAUACGGAACGCCGCGUACCUUCCCAAGGUAGGCCGGCGGGUGAUCGGUUCCUCAAACACAACACAAAUACUGCCGCACACGAUGCUACAAAAGCAUCACGUUCCCUCCGUCCCGACCUUCAAGCCGUCCAUGUCGGUCCCUGAUUGGCUGGUGUCCAUCCAGAACUACAUGAAGGCUCUGCAAUACAACCACACGGGAACCCAGUUCUUUGAGGUCAAGAAGAGCCGCCCGCUGAGCGGGUUAAUGGAGACGGCGAGAGAGAUGAUCAGAGAGUCUUUGCCAAUCAAAUGUCUGGAAGCCGUCAUCCUGGGAAUCUACCUGACCAACGGGCUGACGUCCCUCGAGCGGUUCCCCAUCAGCUUCAAGACCCAGUUCUCGGGCCACUGCUUCCACCACGUGGUUCUGGGCGUGUACUGCAACGGCCGCUACGGCUCGCUGGGCAUGAGCCGGCGCCCGGACCUCAUGGACAAGCCGCUGGCGCACCGCACGCUGGGCGAGCUGGUGGCCGAGUUCGAGAGCUCCUACAAGAGGUACCAGCACACCCUGAAGAAGGUGAAGAUCGGCCUCUACGUGCCUCACGACCCCCACGUCUUCCAGCCCAUCGAGUGGAAGCACCUGGUGCUGAACGCCGCCCGGCUGGGGGCUCAGGAGAUGAGGAAGGAGCUGGAGAAGCACGGCCGCGACAUGAGGAUGAAGAUCCUGAAAUCCUCCAGCGCCCAGUCGCCAAUCAAGGAGCGCAGUCGGGGGAAGUCCUUGUCGCCGCGGCGACGGCAGAGCAGCCCCCAGCGCCGCCUCACACACCGCAGAGACAAAUCGCCGGCCUCGGUGGAGAGGAAACCUCCGGAGCUCAGCACUCUCAACGACGGCUACCAGAUCCGCAUCUGAUCCACUACAUCUUCCGUCCAGCCUUCUCAGCCCCCCCCCCCCC